Neurospora tetraspora is the source of this 2546-nucleotide messenger RNA. Its product is annotated as phosphatidylinositol N-acetylglucosaminyltransferase-domain-containing protein. Gene Ontology annotation, cellular component: membrane; glycosylphosphatidylinositol-N-acetylglucosaminyltransferase (GPI-GnT) complex. NCBI's taxonomy places the organism in Eukaryota, Fungi, Ascomycota, Sordariomycetes, Sordariales, Sordariaceae. The transcript has a single exon. The record is from RefSeq and is a predicted model, not a curated record. Bases 194 to 2248 code for a protein of 684 amino acids. Gene Ontology annotation, biological process: GPI anchor biosynthetic process.
CGGCAUACAUCCGGCAUCGCGUCACGCAUCCAUGAGUCCAGCAGGGGAGCACCAGCAGCUGUAGCACCACUCUGACCUCAUAUCCCCCUUCGUUGCCAACUGCGAACUGCAAUCUCGACGCGCGACCACAUCUCGACAAAACCCCCCCUUGUGACGAGCCCACCUUUGCAUGGAGGGAGAGCCUCUCUGAUCCAUGGCCCCUCCCUCGGGCCUCCACCAAGCCGCCUUAUCCUCCGACUUCGAGACCCCUUUCCCGCCCCUCGUCCGAUCAUCUACCGUGCCCGUCGGUCCCAAGUCGCACCGCACCGAUCCCUCCCAUCUGGCCCCCGAAGAUGCCUACUCCCCCGUCUCUCCGCCGCGCCGAACCGGUCUCUACAAUGUAGACGGCAGCGGAAGCGGCAGCAACGCGCCCAAUGGCUCCACAAACGAGCUACGACCGAGACAUAUCAGGCGCAAAGAUGGCAGCAGGAGCAGGAGUAGGAGGAGGCAGAAACGCUUUCAGAAGUUACUCUGGGUGAAGCAGUCAUACCCUGACAACUACACCGACCAGGCGACCUUCCUCGAGAAGCUCCAGCGCAACCCGCGCGUCAAGCCGUACGACUUCUGGCCCCUCGUUGCCGACUCGACUGUCAUUGUCCAACAAGUAUGCUCCGUCAUCAUCUUCGUCGUCUGCUUCGUCGGCAUCUUCCAGGAGCGCGUCAGUCCCGUGUCCGUGGUAGGCUUUGGCAGCUUUGCGACCUUCAUCGGCUGGCUACUAUGGGAUUGGUGGGUAGGGGAGGAGAGUCUGAGAGCGCAAGGCGCAAUGGAUGGGACUACACAUUCGUAUAGGGGGCGGGACCCUCGUCCCGUUCGGCGCCAGGACUCUCUUGGUGGCCCAACUCGUAACGCGAGCAUAGUCAGUCUUUCGGGAGCGGAAGCGGGAGCAGGAGCAGGAGCAGCAACAUCGACUCCGGCGUCCGCCUUACCCUCGGCUGCGCCGUCACCGCGUCCUGAUCAACAGCUACACAUCCCCCGCUUCAGCAUCGGCCCGACCGACUCGCGCUCCGCAAGCAUCGAACCCUCUACCGCCGCCGCCUCCCGCGCCGGCUCGCGGGCCCAAUCGGUCGCCGACUUCCACGAAGCCCACUACGGUCACCACCGGCACCGGUCCUCGACCUCCUCUCCGAUCCGCGGCGGCGGCGUUAUCCCUGGGAACAGCCGCCUUCAGCUCCGUUUAUCCACAAUCAAAUCUGCCAUCCUAAUCUACUUCACCCUCCUGGGACUCUCCCCGAUCCUCAAGUCGUUGACCCGAUCAACCUCCUCCGACUCCAUCUGGGCCAUCUCCUUCUGGCUGCUUGCCAUCAACAUCUUCUUCUUCGACUACUCCAUCAACAACAACCCGUUCACACAGGCAACCAUCACCAACCCUCACUCGAACCAAACCGGCGGUAUCGUGACCGGAGGCUCGACCCCAGCGCCAGCCGGAGUCGCAGUGCGAGCCGUAACCGGAGCCGGAGCCGCAACCGGAACCGCAACGCCCAUCCCAACUUUAACCUCAACUUCCCCAACCGCAAGCGGCACUUCUACGCCUGCCACCGGCACCAGGGCCGUCCCCGGUACCUCCACCACUCCCACCGCAACCGGAGCUCCAUCUGCAACCGCAAUCUCAACAGCCACAGGUGGCACAGCCCCCAUCCCAACCCAACACAAAUUCCCCAUCGCCUCGCUCUCCACCAACGCCGCUCUUAUGGCCUCGACCGUUCUCGCCUCUCGCUUACCCUCCACCGGCCAAGUCUUUUCCCUUACCUUAUUCUCCAUCGAAGUCUUUGGCUUAUUUCCCGUCUUCCGGCGGUACGCUCGCCACCGUUCGUUUCGGUAUCAUCUCAUCUUGACUGUGCUACUGUUGUUGGGAGCGGGGGCCGGGGUGGGGAUUAUUAUUGGGGCGCCUUGUCCCCCACCCGGUACUUCUUCCCUCUCUGGUAUACCCACCGGGGCAGCAGAUAUCAUGCUUAGAGAAGACGGGAUAGGAAUGAAAGGGAUGGAAGGAAUGAUAUUAUUAGGAGGGAUGGGGGGGAUAUCCCAAUGCUGGCAAACCUGGCUCAAACACUCUUUGCUGGGGAUGAUUGUGUCCUGUCUGAUCGCGGCCUUGGCCAUGGGCGGGUGCAGCUGGUGGCUGAUUGGGUUGCAAAAGUACAAGAACGAGAUUUACGGGCCGUGGGACCCGGCGAGGCCGAUUAUUAUUAGUAGACGGUAUUACGAUGAUGAAUGAAUCACCUGGGAUUGGGUUGGGUUGGGUUGUAUAAAGAGGGGUGGGUUGGUGGGUUAAAGAGGUUUAGAUAUUAUGGGUUUGGUUUUAAAUAAUGUUUCUCAAGUUUUUUGGGUAUAUAAUGCGGAUUACUGUGAUGACUUGUAUAAUAACGUAAUGGAGGUUGUAUGAGAGUGAAGUGGAAGGGUAUGUGAUGGUGGUGAAGAGAUGAUGAAGAGAUGGUGGUUGUUUCUCUAAGUAAGGACAGCAUAGAGACGAAUCAUAUCACUCUUCACAUGCCGCUCAGGAUCACAAUCAACAA